CUGUGGCUGCUCGCACGCAGCAGUUCGAGGAUACGCGUGGACCACGACCAAAAAUACACAAAAUACAAAUAUACAAAAAUACUGACAGAGACGGGUAAACGAGCUUGUUGAAACAUGUCAGAGUAAGUAAGCCAAAUGCAUUUGAUGUUGCUACCGCGAUGAGAGAAGAAAAGCUGGAAAUGACAGCGCAAUCGAUUCCAAAAAGUUGAGACCCGACAAAACGACACAAGCCAAAAAGCUGUCCACCAAUAUGACAUGUUUUACGCGCGUCGGAGUAACCUGUAGUCUGCUCUUCUUCCUACUGGGCGCCCAGCUACAAUUGAUUCGAUGUAUUCGAAAAGAUGUACUAGCUGGCCGUCUUGAGAAUGUUACGCAAACUAUAUCGAACAUACUCCAAGGCUAUGAUAUUCGACUUAGGCCCAAUUUUGGCGGAGAGCCUCUACAUGUCGGCAUGGAUUUGACCAUAGCCAGCUUUGAUGCCAUAUCAGAAGUUAACAUGGAUUAUACGAUAACGAUGUAUUUAAAUCAGUACUGGCGCGAUGAGCGUUUGGCAUUUAAUAUCUUUGGACAAUAUUUCGAUGGCGAUGAGAAUGACGAUGGGAUUAGUGACGUAUUAACAUUAUCAGGAGAUUUUGCGGAAAAGAUAUGGGUACCAGAUACAUUUUUCGCUAAUGAUAAAAACAGUUUUCUGCACGAUGUCACUGAGAGAAAUAAACUGGUGCGCCUUGGAGGCGAUGGAGCUGUUACAUAUGGCAUGAGAUUUACCACCACCCUCGCUUGCAUGAUGGAUCUCCACUACUACCCACUGGAUUCCCAGAAUUGCACCGUGGAAAUUGAGAGCUAUGGAUACACAGUCAGCGAUGUGGUCAUGUACUGGAAGCCAACGCCUGUUCGCGGAGUGGAAGAUGCGGAAUUGCCGCAGUUUACCAUUAUUGGAUAUGAAACCAACGAUCGGAAGGAACGGCUGGCCACUGGAGUUUAUCAGAGACUUUCGCUUUCGUUUAAAUUGCAACGAAAUAUUGGAUAUUUUGUUUUCCAAACCUACCUGCCCAGCAUUCUGAUUGUAAUGCUGUCGUGGGUCUCGUUUUGGAUCAACCACGAGGCGACAAGUGCCCGGGUUGCUUUAGGGAUCACAACGGUCCUCACCAUGACCACAAUUAGCACGGGUGUUCGCAGCUCACUGCCUCGUAUAUCGUAUGUGAAGGCAAUCGACAUUUAUCUGGUCAUGUGCUUCGUUUUUGUAUUUGCAGCCCUCCUUGAAUACGCUGCCGUUAACUAUACUUACUGGGGUAAAAGGGCUAAAAAGAAAAUCAAAAAGGUCAAAGAAUGUUGUCCAGGAAAGAUUGGAAAGAGUGAAAGAUCCGAAACGUGUUCAACGACAGAGGACAUUAUCGAGCUACAGGACGUCCGAAUGAGUCCUAUUCCUUCUCUAAGAAGAGGUACAUACAACGCCACCCUCGACUCCAUCGGCACCGAGACCAUGAAUUUAGGAAAGUUUCCGCCAAGUUUUCGAAUAACUCGUAAUUACGGCACCGGACAUAGUCAGCUUAGGCGUCGAGCACAGAGGGGAAUCUCAGCCCGCCCACGCAUGUUGCAUGCACUGAAACGAGGUGCCUCUGCUAUUAAGGCCACUAUACCGAAGAUCAAGGAUGUCAAUAUUAUUGACAAAUACUCCCGAAUGAUAUUCCCGAUCAGUUUCCUUGCGUUUAAUCUUGGCUAUUGGCUGUUUUAUAUUCUGGAAUGAUAUGUAUAAACGAGUAAUUAAUUCCCCUCUAGCAACAGAACCAUGAGAUCCAAAUACAACUUUUUAUAACCUCCAUAAUAAAGAUUGACUUCGCCAUAA
Molecule: messenger RNA, 1843 nt
Organism: Drosophila eugracilis
Lineage: Eukaryota; Metazoa; Arthropoda; Insecta; Diptera; Drosophilidae
Gene: Lcch3
Product: gamma-aminobutyric acid receptor subunit beta-like
Exons: 8
Coding region: 251-1744 (497 amino acids)
Biological process (GO): monoatomic ion transmembrane transport; nervous system process; chemical synaptic transmission
Cellular component (GO): membrane; neuron projection; GABA-A receptor complex
Molecular function (GO): neurotransmitter receptor activity; GABA-A receptor activity; extracellular ligand-gated monoatomic ion channel activity
Source: RefSeq, a predicted model, not a curated record